AUGAAGUCCCCAAUCUAUCUUCUCACUGCUCUUCUCCCCCUUACUCUGUCUCUCGUCAAUGCUGCUCCGGCCGCGGAGCCUGAGGACAUCGAGGACGCUGUUCUUGAAGAGCGAGACACUUGCAGGGUCGAACGUCGAUUCGACUACUACAAGUAUCCCUGCCAGUCGAGUGAUAGAACCGGCAGCGCCAACAGAGGCGACAAUGUCAAUUUCCAGUGCAGAUACAGAAACUGGUACAAGACUCCCAGAGGAUGGGUCAGGGAAGAGGACAAGCCUCGUCGUUGCCAGGGACCCCGUCCCAACAGUUGCAACUAG
Aspergillus bombycis is the source of this 315-nucleotide messenger RNA. RefSeq lists its product as uncharacterized. Lineage: Eukaryota; Fungi; Ascomycota; Eurotiomycetes; Eurotiales; Aspergillaceae. The record is from RefSeq and is a predicted model, not a curated record. The transcript has 3 exons. Bases 1 to 315 code for a protein of 104 amino acids.